CUUCAGCGUGGCAUUGCUUCGGCCUUCGAUUGUCCAAUCACAGAGCACGCUUGACCUACCGUUUGCAUCGCGAUCUCUCAACGACCAUUAAGGAAUCGACCGCCCGAUGCUCGCCACUCGCCCACUUGCCCGAAAGGCCCUCGCCGCCGCGUCGGCAAAUGCCAACCGACCCACUACCGCGCGAUGUGUAGCGGUAUUACGUCGCGUGACUCCUCUAGACGAUGACGAUGAAAUCCCCCAAUGUACUACCGACAAUGUGCGCAUUGCUGCCUCGACCAACGUACCCGAUUUGUGGCGCACUGUGUUUGGUGGUAAGUCCUCGUCACCACCUUCGUAUGUGGACGCGCCGAACGACGAAGAUGUGUUUACAACGAGCAUUGAGAUCAAAGCUACCUCCACCACCACGGUUGACGACGUUGCGCAAGAACCUGAAGUCGAUAUGUGGGGAACAAUGUCCGGACCCAAGAACAUCAACUCGUUGGAUCAAGGUUCGCUCCACCAAGAGGAUGAACCGAGGAACGAUAAACCAAUGGAUUUGUGGGGCGCUGUGUUUGGUGCAAAGCUACCCGACUGCAUUCGCGACGACACUCCAGUCGACGAGGCAUCCAUGUCGGACGUAUCCUCCCCCAGUCCUGCCCCGCUCAAGGCCCAUACUGACGUGUGGACGUCCGUGUUUGGCAAUCGCGACGUGUGAAAGCCGCCGACUGCUUUAAUUUAAUAAGUUACCGUGUUGCAUCAUGCAGGUAGCGUGUACACGAGAGACUCGUGCUUUGUGUGGGUCUUGAGCUUGGGAUUCUUGUGCAGCACGGUAAAACAUCGCGAGCACGUCGUGUCCCCAUGGCAUUCGUGGCACAACACCUCGCCGUUGUUCACCUUGCACACACAACAUUUGGCCGGGACAACUGCGAUCCGCGUCCAUGGCUUGGAUGCUGUGCCGGCCGCCCCUUGCACGAUCCCAUCGCCUGCCACGUUUGCCGCUUUGUCCGCUUGUCGUUGUAGUUGUGCCAAUUCAGCAUAGCACGACACGCAGAACCGCUCGCCGGUUGCCGUGCUCCGCGACGUGCAAAAGUUCAUUUUGCACUGCGUACACAUCACAUAAUAAUUGGGCGGCAUCCACGACGUUUCUCCCGUCGUCAUGU
Molecule: messenger RNA, 1139 nt
Organism: Aphanomyces invadans
Lineage: Eukaryota; Oomycota; Saprolegniomycetes; Saprolegniales; Verrucalvaceae
Exons: 1
Coding region: 107-694 (195 amino acids)
Source: RefSeq, a predicted model, not a curated record